AUGUCUGACCACAACUUGUUCAAUUAUUUUUUCGCCAACUGUGAAGACUACGACGACAUAACAACGGAACCUCUUCAUGAUGGCAAUGGCAAUGUUGAAGAACCAGAUCAUUUCGAAUAUACCCAAAACUUAAAUCUGAAUGGACUAUUGGACUUUGACGCCAGUUUUGAUGACCGCGCGGAGAGUGACGGCCAAAAAAUGGAGAAAAUAUCUGCCUGUGAUAUUGGGUUGCAAGCAGUAGAGACUAAGCAAGAUUCCAAAUCUCCAAACUUCCGAUUGUCUCAUAAGGAUGACAAGAGAGAUAAAGUUGGUCAAGAAAAAAUGAAGAAAAGAGCUGCCGAUUUUGAAGAAGACGAUGAUGACAAUUAUGACCAAGACGAUAUACGAAGCUCGGAAGCUUAUACGAACAACGGGUCGUAUAACAACAAUUUCUCUUAUAGAAACUGGGAUAAACGAAAUGUGAAUGUUGUUCCAUUAGACCCGAGCGGAAUCUCGCUCUUCGACAGCAAUGAUUUUCCAAAAGAUGUAGUAGGAAACAACAAGUCUCAAAAACCUCACCAAUUGCGUACCAUCUCACCUACACAGACGUCAACUCACAAACUGGAAAGAUCCAAAAAACGUCUAGAGAGAAUGCGAUUCCCAAUUCCUCGAGAGAAACCGGUUUGCCAAAAGAGAAGGAAACCCAAUAAUCUGGUUAAUUAUCAAUCGAUUCCUCAAUUGUAUCAUGUUCCCGGCUUUUCAAAGCCUAUAAUCAACCGUCAGAGCCUUCAUCGUGGGAGGAUCACAAGUAUCGAAGAAUGUGAAGAGUCUAUAAAUGCUCUCAACGGAGGAACACUCGACGUAGUCGAAGAUCAACGAACAAAACGAAAGAUCGUAGACUUCCUCCAGCUCUAUGGCUAUUCUUUCUUUUCUUUGAAUGAGAACAAAAAGACUGAUGACAACGUUGUGAGGAAUGAUGUGAAAACAGUUUCCAAUAACGGAUUUGAAGAAGAAAUCAAUUGGAGCGAGCUGUUUCCGUUUGAAGAGGCUGAUGAAGAAAGAUAUGGAGAAGGAAAUAGGCGGAUCAGUCGAGAAGAUGAAAAUCUUCAUCAAAUGGAUGCGAGUGCAACAAUACUGAAUGCCGGAAAUCUAAAAAAGAAUCACUCUGGAAUCGAAAAGAUGUAUUUGGCUGCAUGUAACGCAAUAUCGAACUCCGCAAUUCUUACUGUUUCUCCGGUUGUCGUCAGAAACUUAUUCAACCAUCUUGCACAGUCUUCACCAGUGAAUAAAGUCAAUACGGAAUUUCCUGGACUUGAACGGUGGAACCUAACUGAUGCUGAAAGAAUUGGAUUGCCCUCAGCAGAUGAAUAUGAGAUUGACCCCAUAGUGUAUGUUACUAUGGGUCAACUGGCAAUACGAAAUUCUCCAUACAAGUUUCUGACAGAAGAUCAAAUUGCUUCCUUCAUACUGCAUCACUGGCCCCACUUUCGGUUUGCCAACUAUGGUUCAUGGAAACAAUCGUUGACAUUAGCUUUGAGGAGAAAGUUCUUCCACAAAAUGAGUAGAGGAGAAAUGGGUCUUCCACGCCAUCUCUUCUAUCAGACGGUUGGUCUCUGUGCUCCAGAAUUCUCCGGACCAGAAAACUCGUCCAUUUUCUACCAUUUCCUCUCAUUGGGUCUUAUACCACGAAAGCUUUGCAAGCUGUUUCGCCCACAUUUUGAAUGCCAGAACAACAACGAACCGAAAUUUGUGGAAGCCAAUAAGGAGUUGGUUCCCGAUGACUUGAGCAAGCCGGAGUUUUUGGAAGGAUUUGGAGUCAAUAUGGUGAACGGAAGACCGGGUAGAUUUGAACAAGGAAUGGCGGAUCGGUUUCAUAUGAACAUCGACUGGUAUUUCAACGUUCAAAAGCAGUAUGCGAAACUUGGAUCUCCAAAUUGGACAACACCGCCGUUAAACAGCUCUUCUCUCCUGUAA
Molecule: messenger RNA, 1953 nt
Organism: Caenorhabditis remanei
Lineage: Eukaryota; Metazoa; Nematoda; Chromadorea; Rhabditida; Rhabditidae
Exons: 6
Coding region: 1-1953 (650 amino acids)
Biological process (GO): regulation of DNA-templated transcription
Molecular function (GO): DNA-binding transcription factor activity; sequence-specific DNA binding
Source: RefSeq, a predicted model, not a curated record